Molecule: messenger RNA, 3366 nt
Organism: Chlamydomonas reinhardtii
Lineage: Eukaryota; Viridiplantae; Chlorophyta; Chlorophyceae; Chlamydomonadales; Chlamydomonadaceae
Exons: 29
Coding region: 158-2623 (821 amino acids)
Molecular function (GO): calcium ion binding
Source: RefSeq, a predicted model, not a curated record
GAGUCUGGCGGGCGACACAUUGUUUGCCGUGCAUUUUGACGCCUUGACGCGCGCUGAUAUACUUGUCAGGUGCCUCGCAACUAAGCAAGGUCACGGCUAAGUCCGCGGCCAAGAUAACACGUGAGCGAGCUCACUCGUGUGCGCAAAGACAGACAGUAUGACGGACCCCGAGGCCGUAACACAUGCACAAGUUGCUGUCGUGACCAAAGGCCCCAGCAUCAAGAUCAAGGAGCUCGACAAAUCGAAAGCAAAUGCUGACAUCCAGCAACUACUGAAAGAGCUGGACAAGGAUGGUGAUGGCACCAUCGACGCCAAUGAGCUGGUCAGCCAUCUGGAGGGUGUGGUCAGCCACAGGCGCGAGCGCCGCUGGAUGUGGUGGAUCAUUGCCAUGCUGACGUUGUUCAACCUAUUUACCAUUGGCGCGGUAGUGGGUCUGACCUACGCCACCAUGUACUCCCUCAAGGACUCGGAGGUGUCAGGCAGCACCAUGUAUGCCAAGGGCACCACCGAGGUUGUCCGGACCGGCAACGCAGACAUGACGGUGGUGAACGGCGUCAUGGUCAGCCGCACGACCACCGCGGCAGACGGCACCACCACCACAGCCGCCAUCAACUCCACGGUCGUCAACGGCACCCUCACUCCCGUUAACCCCGCCUCCGUCCUGCGCACCGCCAACUACAUGGGCGCGCCCCAGGCCUUCUCCAGCCGCGUCAACAUCCGCGACCUCAUGGAGCUCAAGUACCUCUACCUCAAGGGCGCGGGCGUGGCCGAGCUGGCGCUGCAGGUGCAGGGUGUGGCCCGUGUGCCCGCCGACAACUCCGUCCACGGCUCCAUCGUGCGCAUUGUGACCGUGGCCGGCACCAUCACCCUUGAUGAUACAGUGGUAGUGUUCAGCACCGAGAUGGCGGACAUCUUUACCGAGGCGGGAUUCAAGGUGGCUCGCAACCGCCGCAUGCUCAUCGGCGUGUACGAGGUGCUGGGCUUCUUCAACUUCAUCAAGGACCUCUCCAUCUUCAACCUGCCCUCCUCCGAGCCCGUGCCGCGCCUGCCCGCGUCCAACUUCCUUAUGAAGGUGAAAAUCUAUGAGCCCUGCGUGGUCGCCUCCGACCCCAACAACGACCGCUGCGUGCUCGUCACCGGUACCAUCAAUGGCAGCAGCAUCAGCACCUCCGGACACCACCGCCGUAUGGCCCUGGAUGCGCCGCUCAUGACUAUGCCCGAUGAGCCGCUGCUGCCCAUGGCAGACUCGUGGCCCGCGCUGGCCCCCGCCUCCGACGUGCCUUCCCGCCGCCGCCUGAGCACCGUGCCCCGGUCCCUGGCUGGCGUGGAGGACCUGGCUGGUGUUGAGGUGGUGAACGGCACCCGCUACAUGACCCACAACGAGACCGCCAUCGCCUACAACGGCCUGGUCCGCACCGCCUACCAGUUCGCGCUGUACCCCACCCACCAGCGCAUUGAGCUGGCCAAGGGCGACGGCAUGGUGUACAGGUGGCAGGAGCCCGUCUCCGCCUCCUCGGCCUCCAGCGGCCCUGCUGUUGCCUACUGUGGCAACUUCACCAUGCCCCCCGCCCUGGCCGGAGCCUUCAGCAAGGAGAACCUGGUCAAGUUCGAGUACCUCGGCAACGAGGCGUUUGGUGACAGGGCCGCCCGCCACUUCCGUAUGGAGAUGAAGCAGCCCCAGGAGCCGGGCAGCAACCAGACCCGCCCCAACCUCAUCAUUAACUACUGGGACGCGCCCAACAACCUGGUGCCUCUGGGCUUUGAGUUCUACUCGGCCGAUGCCGGCAUGGUCCUGAUCAAGGUCCUCGAGUUCCGCAACCUCACCGCCACCAGCCCGGAGGCCACCACUGCCUCGCUGUGGCAGGUACCAGCUGCCACCACCUGCGCCGACAGGGACAGGGACAUGCCCAUGCUCACCACGCCCUUCACCGCAGCCGCCUCGAUGAGCGAUGUGGGUGAGAUUGGCGCCGCGCUGCCCGCCGGGCCCUUGACCGGCACCGCCACUGCCAACCUCAACGCCACCGGUGGCCUCCGUCGUCGUGAGCUGUCGGCUGGCCAGAGCGUGCACGAGUCCGCUCGGUCCCUGACGGCUUACUGGAACAACGCAUGCAUCCCUCAACGGAUCUUCACCUUUAAUAAGGACAGCUUCGGAGGCAUUCCCUGCAGCGGUGGCAUCGGCUGGGAUCCUGCGGCCAUCGCCGCCCGCAUCCGCUGCUCUGGCUACUUGAGCAACUGGCCUAUGAUUCGCCUGGAUGGGGAUGUGGGCGCGAACACGUGCGACGAGAAGGCCUUCGGCUGCGUGACGGCUUACCUCGACAUCGGCCAGAUGGCUAAGUACGACGGGGGGCUGUGGAAGGCUGCCAGCUACGUCCUGAGCGAGGUCAAGCUGGGCACGAUCUGCCUGACCUAUGACAGCCAGUAUGCGAUGCUGUGGACUGAGGUGGACACCGGCACCCUGGGUUUCAUCUACCGCGGCUACGCUGUCUUCCAGUUGGCUGCGGACAAGCAGAUGGCCUUCAUUGGCCAGCUGCGCGGUGACUUCCAGGCGUGGGAGGGCGGCCGCUGGGUGACCAAGAACAGCCGCACCUUCCUGAGCAGCGUUCUCCUGGCGCGCUACGGCUAAAAGCUUGUAUGCCGACCCAACCCGACCAUCCCGCGUGGACGAGGGAAUGCCGACCCAAUCCGACCAUCCCGCGUGUGCGAGGGGAGGUCGUUGGGUGCCUCAGCGCGUGACACGCCCAUGCACGCGUCGCCCCCGAUCGAGUACCCGCCUGGAGUUUCCCUGGGCAGCAUGCGCCGACUCAUAUUCCGCGUUGCAAGACACGCCGCAUGCGUGUUGUGUGAGCAUACCGUACCGUAGUAUUGUACUGUUGUGUGAUAUGAUAUGGAGCCGUAAGCGAGUCAGCUGUGCGUUUUGGACUUUCUGCAUUUGUCCACCUUUGCGUGUGCGGCAUGUGACCGUGAGACGUGAUGGUGAGACGUAUCAAAUACGGGUGAAAUACCACUGGCGGUGGCGGCCGCCGGGUGCCCCGUCACCCCGUGCAUGUAUGGGGUUUGCACCCAAUGUGCCCUUCUGGCCUUUCUUACCUUUCCUAGCUAGUCGAGUUCAACUAUUAUGGCGCCCUGAAUGGCGUGGACACGAGCGUGAGAGCGGUUGGGUGUGCGAUGGGGCUGCAAUACCUGAUAGCGACAAUACAGCACCCCUCCUUUUUUGACACCAUAUUAUUGCUGCGGAGCCAAGUCCAAUAUCCACGGCUGCUGCAUGUAAACUGCGAACGCGCUGAGACCGAGGGGUUGGUAAGGGUGCCGGCGGCUGCGCAGUGGUUGCGAACGGAGCGUGCCGAACUGUACGUGCAGUGCUAGCGC